Oppiella nova is the source of this 1016-nucleotide messenger RNA. The record is from the annotation of a GenBank genome assembly. Lineage: Eukaryota; Metazoa; Arthropoda; Arachnida; Sarcoptiformes; Oppiidae.
GAUAGGGACAGAAGGGAUACGGGUGUGGCGGUGGGCACCGGUAUGAUCGACAUGAAUGAAGUCAUACGCAAUGGUGAGGCGCUCAGUAGCCAAGGCUUUCGUAUGGUUUCCCCACAUUUCGUGACCAAACUGUUGGUGAAUAUGCCGGCCGGACAUAUCAGUAUCAAACACGGCCUCCAGGGGCCCAACCAUUCCGUGUCGACCGCCUGCACCACUGGCGUCCACUCCAUCGGCGAUGCCUUCAAUUUCAUCCAAAGAGGCGCCGCCAAUGUGAUGGUGUGCGGGGGCACUGAGUCCGUCAUCAGUCCGCUAUCGGUGGCCGCCUUCGCCAGAAUCCGGGCGUUGUGUACGAAAUACAACGACAACCCAACCCAAGCCUCCCGUCCCUUCGACGCCAAACGAUGCGGUUUUGUGAUGGGAGAGGGCUGUGGACUCGUUGUGCUCGAAGAACUCAAUCACGCGCUCAACAGAAAGGCUAACAUUUAUGCGGAAAUCCUCGGUUACGGACUGUCGGGCGACGCGAAUCAUAUGACAGCGCCGGGUGAGGACGGGAGGGGAGCGGUUGAGUGUAUGCGGGCGUCGGUAGACGACGCGCACAUACGUCUGGAGGACAUAACGCACAUCAAUAGUCACGCGACGUCCACACCAUUGGGCGAUAAAAUUGAAUUGAAAGCCAUUAGACAGCUAUUUGGCGAUCACUCCAAGAAUAUUCUCAUCACUAGUACUAAGGGCUCGACUGGACAUCUGUUAGGCGCUGCGGGAAGUGUUGAGUCGAUAUUCACAAUACUCUCGUGUUAUCACUCAUUAGUUCCGCCGACAAUCAAUUUAGAAGAACCUAUAGAUAAUGAGUUGCAAAUAGUGGCAAAUGUGGCGCAAAAAUGGCGGCCGAAGAGACGAAUUGCGAUCACAAACUCGUUUGGUUUCGGCGGAACUAAUGCAUCGCUCGUUAUCUCAAACUUUAUCCUUUGAGAGACCCUUCGAUUGGAACCACUGGUCGCUCUUGUCUUCAGACAUAG